Sclerotinia sclerotiorum 1980 UF-70 is the source of this 204-nucleotide messenger RNA. RefSeq lists its product with no specific name. The coding region runs from base 1 to 204 and encodes 67 amino acids. Lineage: Eukaryota; Fungi; Ascomycota; Leotiomycetes; Helotiales; Sclerotiniaceae. The record is from RefSeq and is a predicted model, not a curated record. The transcript has 3 exons.
AUGGCAUUCACCUCGCAGAUUUUGUUUUCAAAAGCUUUCAAGAUGUGUGGAUCUAAUCUACAUUUCUGUCUCGAGUCUCGGGGUGCCGGAUUCGCUCUUCCCGGUCAAUUUCAUAAUUCACAAGGGGAUGUCCUUUUCGAACUUCAAGGAAAUAUGAAGCGGGUAUUCUGGCGUAUGUGCCCGGAAAGAAUCACCAUCAGGUAG